CAUUGGGUUUAGACUGCCGUCGCUGCCACACCCCCUUUGCUACAACCCCAUGGUAUAUUCCAGAGAUGCUGAUAUAGCGAGUAUGAGAGCCUGUCUCCGCAACAGCAAGAUUUGCUGUUUAUCCGUGGCUCUCAGGAAGAGGGGAUAUCGCUUGAAUACAUAUGCCCUCUCACUUCUUUCACGAAGUGCCACUUGAUCUGUUACGUUGCCGCGUCUCAAAAUAACUAGAUAUCUGACGGAGCUAGGUCGAUAGAUGUAUGACUCGCGUUUGCCCACCAAGAGGGAUAACACACAAAAAAAUUGAAAUUAAGGCUAACAGGGAUUUACAUGUUUUAAUAACUCAGCCCGUCUGGACGAAAUGGAAUGGGACUAACCUGUUAUGGCAUCAAAUCGGAAAGAUUCCUUUGUGCUCACUGUAGAGGAAAGAUAUGAGUGAAUGAGCACUUCUGCUGGACCUCUUCGGACAUGGAAGAGAUGGACUCCAAACCGUACCAGCCACUGUCGAAGACUCGCCAUGAGAUGGAGAUGGCCUACACCAGCUCGUCGGACGAGAGCGAGGACGGACACAUCAGAGCCAAGUCCUACACCUCCAGAGAAACGCUCCCGGACUACGGCCAGGAGCUCAGGCUGAACUACAACAGCCACAGCAAGAGGCAGACUACCUUCAGCGAGACAGCUCAAGAAAUAGACUUUGCGAAGACACAGCCACAGAUGCUGAGCUCCAGCUACCAGGAGGAGCUGUGCCCCGGCCCUCAGCUGAGCUACUCCCUGGGCAUGGGCUCCGACGUGGAGGAGGACGAGGCGGAGGGCGACCCCUCGCCCAAUCAUGCCCUCCACCUGUGGAUGCAGGAAGUCAAGUCGGAGCAGAGCUCCUGCCUCUCCAGUCGGGCCAACUCGGUGCUGUCGCUGACUGACACGGAGCAGGAGCGCAAGUCAGACGGCGAGAAUGGUGAGUCGCGGCCGCUUGCCCUCGCCAUCGCGGUUGUCUUGUCUUCUAAGGCCGAAGGUCUGAAACAUGCCUAAUUUUGGUUAGGUUAGUUUGCCCCUGCAAAGGAAAAUCUAUGUAGAAUGAAUCGGGAAAAUAGACACAUAGGGCACGGCGAGCACAGUCAGUUUUUGCUGCUGAUGCUUCCGUCUC
Molecule: messenger RNA, 1138 nt
Organism: Clupea harengus (Atlantic herring)
Lineage: Eukaryota; Metazoa; Chordata; Actinopteri; Clupeiformes; Clupeidae
Product: teneurin-1-like
Exons: 3
Coding region: 466-1023 (185 amino acids)
Biological process (GO): signal transduction; heterophilic cell-cell adhesion; neuron development
Cellular component (GO): neuron projection; membrane
Molecular function (GO): protein heterodimerization activity; cell adhesion molecule binding; protein homodimerization activity
Source: RefSeq, a predicted model, not a curated record